Messenger RNA from Tachyglossus aculeatus (Australian echidna), 1483 nucleotides. RefSeq names its product NIM1 serine/threonine protein kinase (gene NIM1K). NCBI's taxonomy places the organism in Eukaryota, Metazoa, Chordata, Mammalia, Monotremata, Tachyglossidae. Gene Ontology annotation, molecular function: tau-protein kinase activity; ATP binding; protein serine/threonine kinase activity. Gene Ontology annotation, cellular component: cytoplasm. Gene Ontology annotation, biological process: microtubule cytoskeleton organization; intracellular signal transduction; protein phosphorylation. The record is from RefSeq and is a predicted model, not a curated record.
CUCUGGGCUGGGCAAGCCACCUGCAUCUGGACCUCCUGCGGACCCCGCUUUCCUCAAGGCUUCGAAUCAACGCCUGGUCCGCUCCUCUCUGCCCCAAUCGACCCACACCAUGAAGCCUUGAGCGGUCAGGACGAUGACCACAGUCCCCGUGAGUGGGAGGGGCGAGGGGCCGCCCCGCCGCCCACAUUGGCCGCACCGGGACGGCGCCGAGGACCGCGGCCGGGGCUCGCUCCCCGCAGAGGAGUCCGAGGGGCCGCAGCCUCGGCUGACCCCGUUGGAGAAGCUGACGCGGGACAUGUCUCAGGACGAGAAGGUGGUGAGGGAGAUCACCCUGGGGAAACAGAUCGGCUUCUACCGGAUCCGGGGCCAGAUUGGCAGCGGGAACUUCUCUCGGGUGAAGCUUGGAAUUCACUCCCUAACCAAAGAGAAAGUGGCUAUUAAGAUCCUGGACAAGACCAAGUUAGACCAGAAAACCCAAAGGCUGCUCUCCCGGGAGAUUUCCAGCAUGGAGAAGCUGCACCACCCCAACCUCAUCCGCCUCUACGAGGUGGUGGAGACGCUGUCCAAGGUGCACCUGGUCACGGAGUACGCCGGCGGCGGGGAGCUCUUCGGGAAGAUCAGCGCCGAGGGGAAGCUCUCCGAGGCGGAAAGCAAACUCAUCUUCUCCCAGAUCGUGUCCGCGGUGAAGCACAUGCACGAAAACCAAAUUAUCCACCGCGACCUGAAGGCGGAAAACGUGUUCUACGCCAGCAACACCUGUGUGAAGGUAGGGGAUUUUGGGUUCAGCACGGUGAGCCACCGAGGGGAGAUGCUGAACACUUUCUGCGGGUCCCCCCCCUACGCGGCCCCCGAACUCUUCCGCGACGAGCGCUACGUGGGGACGUCCGUGGACGUCUGGGCUCUGGGGGUGCUCCUGUACUUCAUGGUGACGGGCACCAUGCCGUUCCGGGCCGACACGGUGGCCAAGCUGAAGGAGUGUAUCCUGGAAGGCGCCUUCGGCCUGCCCGCCCACGUCUCCCUCCCCUGUCAGCGGCUGAUCCGUGGCGUGCUCCGGCCGGCACCCGCCGAGCGAUCGGGCGUCGACGCCAUCAUGAGCGACGCCUGGAUGCGGGGGGCGCGGUACCCUCGGCCCCUGGAGCCUUUCCAGCUGGAUCCCCGCCAUCUGGCAGAGGCCGGCGUGCUCCGGGAGGAGGACCGCGAGGUCAAGGCCGCGUUGGAAGCGCUGGGGAUUACUGAAGAGCACAUCCGGAACAACCGGGGGCGAGACGCCCGCAGUCCCAUCACUGGGGCCUACAGGAUCGUUUUGCACAGAGUCCAGAGGAAGCGGGCCCUGGACAGCGUCCCCGUCGUCACCCGCCCGGACUCCGGGGCGGGAAACGCGAAGAGAGGGCCCAGGCUCUGCCGGGCCAUGAGGCACACCUCCAAAUUCUGUGCAAUCCUAUGAACGGGCGUCGGGUGGCUGGGGCCGUCCCCCCAGCUUCUU